AUGAACCCCUCUAGGAGUCAUCCUUAAGUUCAGAAUGAACGUCACAUCAAAACUUUACAUUUACUAAGUACUACUCCCAUUAUCCAUACGUAAACGCGAUCACCGACCAAGACAUCAAACGCCCAACAUGAGCAACGAACUCGCCCAAGAGCUGAAGCAGCUGCACGUCCCCGCAUCGCCCGUCAUCUUCACCAAUGUUUGGGACGUUGCCUCCCUCAACGCGAUCAUCUCCUUAAACACCGCCGAUUCUAAGCCUGUAAAAGCCAUCGCAACCGCGUCAUGGGCGAUCGCAGCAACAGUGGGCGUCAAAGAUGAGGACCUCGAGCUGGAGCAGAACAUGGCCGCAAUUGGCCAACUCGCGCCCGCCGCCAAAGCCGCCGGCCUCCCCCUCUCCGUCGACCUCCAAGACGGCUACGGAGACCUGGUCGACGAGGUCGUGACGGAGGUGGUGACGCUCGGCGCCAGCGGGGCCAAUAUUGAAGACAGCAUCCCGUCAGCCGGGUUCGAGAAGGGCAUCGACGGGUCCCUUUACAGCAUAGAAACGCAAGUCGCUCGCCUCAAAAGCGCCUUGGAGGCAGCUCGCGAGGCGGGAUGUUCCGACUUUGUUCUCAAUGCCCGGUGCGAUGUGUUCCGCCUCGAGCCGUACUAUGCGGACGAUGACGAGGGUGCGCUGGCGGAGGCCGUGAAGCGGGGCCGGGCGUACCUGGAUGCUGGUGCGACGACUGUGUUCUUCUGGGGCGGUUCGGGACGGGGGCUUCGGGCUUCACGGGUAGCUGUUAAGCUUGGAGAGCGCCCGGACUCGUUGUCGACGAAGGAGCUACGCGAGAUUGGUGUCGCUAGGAUCAGUGUUGGACCGAGUUUGUAUCUUGUGGCGAUGGACGCGGUGAAGGCGUCGGCGAGAAGGAUCUUGGACGGAGGUAAACUGGCUGCUUGA
Molecule: messenger RNA, 934 nt
Organism: Colletotrichum phormii
Lineage: Eukaryota; Fungi; Ascomycota; Sordariomycetes; Glomerellales; Glomerellaceae
Product: phosphoenolpyruvate phosphomutase-domain-containing protein
Exons: 2
Coding region: 128-934 (268 amino acids)
Molecular function (GO): catalytic activity
Source: RefSeq, a predicted model, not a curated record